GUCACGCUGGCCCCUCUGGCCUGGGACAGGAACCGGUACUGAGACUGUUGGCAGACUUGCCUGCUGGCCGAGGAGCCGGGGCUGCAGGAGGAUGGCCAGGGCGGCCGGCGGAUUCCGGGAGGAACAGUUCUGGGAGGCCUGCGCCGAGCUCAAGCAGCCCAAGCUCGCCGGCGCCAACUGGGAGCUGCUGAUGGAGGCAAUGGGCAUUUGUGUCUACCGGCUGUGGGACCAGGACACUAGAGUUUAUAAGUAUAAAGUCUUUGGAACUCUGAAGAAUUGCCCACCGGCUUUACUGACAGAUGUCUAUAUGGACCUAGACUACAGAAAACAGUGGGACCAACAUGUUGAGGAACUCUAUGAAAGAGAAUGCAACGGACAGACCGUAGUCUACUGGCAAGUGAAGUGCCCUAUGCUCAAGCCCAACAGAGAUUAUGUCUACGUCCGGGAGCGGCGAGAUCUGGAUGUGGAAGGGCGGAAGGUCUUCGUGGUCCUGGCCCAGAGCAUCUCCCAUUCGCAGUUUCCCGAGCGGUCUGGUGUGGUCCGGGUGACGCAGUGCGAGCAUAGAUUGGCGAUCACAAGUGAUGGCAGGAAUGGGAGCAAAGUUUUCAUGUAUUACUUUGAUAACCUGCGUGUCCAGAUUCCGACCUGGCUCCUUAAGAGGGCUCUCAAGAAUGGAGUGCCUGAGUUCUUGAACAACCUAGAGAAAGCCUGUAGGAACUACCCCAGGAGAUACUAAGGAAGAGGAUUGGGAACCUCGUGCCAUGGAAUGAUGUCUCUGAAGUGCCACAACCCAUGGAUGCUUAGCAUUCUUUUUGGCUUUCUGCCUGCACACUCUCCGGCACAUCGUCUCUGAGCGUGUUUGCCCCACGCCCGGCUCCCCUGUCUGCUUCCCUUCCCAGUGUCCCCACUCCGGGCCCACGACCUUCUUCCACUAUGGAAUAUGGGUCAGAUUAGGGAAAGCUUUGUGUGUUUAUUUUUAAAAAGGAAGGUCCUCAUUAAGGAACACAGUCAUUCCAUUGUGUCAUUUUAGGGGGAUGGGUGGGUGGAGAAAGGACAACAAAACAUAAGAAUGACUGAGCCUGGCCAGCUGGCUCCUCCAAGACUGUGAUUUCUUACAGCCCAGGAGGGGCUGCUGGAAGUUGCAUUCGCUUCAGUCGCCUCUGAGUGCACCCAGGCUGGAGGACACGUGCUGCUGCCCGUUUGCUUUGGGGACUUGAUUGGCCGGGCUUGAGGUGAUAAUGCAGCGAGUCUCUCCCCCUCCUGCUCCUGGAGGCUCACUAGCUGUUUUGAUACCAAACCAUCUUGAAAACAUUGCAGGCCUGACAGAGCACAUAAUGUGAUCACCGUUUUUUCUCAUCAUCCACUUCUGGGUUUUUCUCUUUCCCAUAUGACACUGGGGAAGGGCUGUGCAUACCCCACCAGCUCUGCCUUUGACUGGAAACUGAGGCAUCAAGAUGGCUCAGGCAGUUAUCCAAAGCCAGGAUGCUUUGAGCACAGCAUUGUGAUGAAGUGUCUAUAUGCAGUAAGAUGAGUUUGCCUUCUAGAAUGUUUGGAGAUGGGGAAGGGACAAUAGUUCACAGCCAGGGAAAUAUUAAUUCGUGGCUUGGUUGACUGCACCUUUUUCUCAGGAAUUCUACCUAAGUUGUCUACCUCUUCUACCACCAAAAGAAUUCUAGUUUCCUCUGUUUUCUCCUGGAUUUUUGCAGGGCAAGAUAUUCUGUGGCCAAAGCCACAGCCUUGAUGAUCUCAGGGAACAAUUUUAAUCACCUGUGUGAUGGUACCCAACCUUGAUUAGUGGGCACAGAAAUUCAGGAUGUAAUGAUAGAAGCAGGGUAUUUGUUAAUGGGAUAACUCAGACUAUGUGUUUUCUCUCUGCGAAGGAAAGUGUGUUGAAUAGCAAAUAAAUACAGAAUGACUUA
This is a messenger RNA of Equus caballus (horse), 1919 nucleotides long. It is a transcript of the gene PCTPC, whose product is annotated as phosphatidylcholine transfer protein. NCBI's taxonomy places the organism in Eukaryota, Metazoa, Chordata, Mammalia, Perissodactyla, Equidae. Gene Ontology annotation, molecular function: phosphatidylcholine intramembrane carrier activity; phosphatidylcholine binding. The record is from RefSeq and is a predicted model, not a curated record.